This is a messenger RNA of Melampsora larici-populina 98AG31, 1047 nucleotides long. RefSeq lists its product as hypothetical. The transcript is spliced from 5 exons. Bases 1 to 1047 code for a protein of 348 amino acids. Lineage: Eukaryota; Fungi; Basidiomycota; Pucciniomycetes; Pucciniales; Melampsoraceae. The record is from RefSeq and is a predicted model, not a curated record.
AUGGCCCAUGGAAUCAUCAAUCGAAAUCCCUUCUCUCGACCCAAGAUCCGCGACUUUCAACCUUCUACUGAGCCUCAAGAUUUCACAGGGUCAACAAAUUCGACGCUCAAUGGCACAUUCAUACAACCCAUCAUACCUACUGAUGCACAUUUCAGUGUAUCUGAGGCCCAAUUAUCCACAGCCUUGGCGUGCGUUGGUGGCCCAAGACCAACAGGCAAACCAGGUGGUGUGAUUUUGUUGGUACAUGGUACCUACUCUGCACCAAGUAUCGUGUGGUUUGAAUCGGCAUAUGUGAAGGUCUUACCAAAUCUUACGCCAACCUACGAUGUUUGCUACGUUGCCUUACCUGGAUUCGCUUUGGAUGACAUUCAAAUCUCAGCGGAAUAUGUUGCGUAUUCAAUUAUGACAUUAGCUAAGCAAGCUAAUAGUGGAAAAGUGAUGAUCGUAUCUCAUAGUCAGGGCGGACUUGGUGUUCAAUGGGCCCUAACCUUUUGGCCUUCAACACACAAUUUGGUUGAAUUUUUCGUGUCAUUAGCCGGUGAUUUUAAAGGUAGUACUCUAGCCAAAUUGGUCUGUUUGAUUAGAUGUCCAAUCGCCCUCUCACAACAAAGAUCAGAUUCAAAAUUCAUUGCAGCUUUAAAUUCUCAAAAUGAUACAUUUAGUGGAGCUGUUGCAAGAGUUCCUACUUUUUCAUUCUUCACGACUGCCGACGAUGUGGUUAAACCACAAAGUCCAGGUCCCAAAGCCUCCAGUAAUCUCACAGGAUCAUACGCAAUCCCCAUUCAAUCUUUUUGUGGAAAGAAUUAUGAUCUGAAGCAUGUUGGAAUGACCAAGGAUGCUACGAUUUAUAAUAUGGUCUUAGAUGUGAUCAUAAACAAGUCAUUCGACCCUUCACGCAUCAACAUGAUCUGUCGUUUGCCGAAGACCAAUGGAGGAUCCCUCACAUCCUUGCCUAGUAGUAACUCAUCAUCCCGCUCAACAAAUCAAGAACCGGAGUUGCAGCCCUACGUGUGCGCUAGAAGAUAUGCAACUCAAUGCAAGACUUAG